AUGACAUCACGCGGGAAAAAAAGAAAAAAUUACGAUGAUAGAUAUGAUAGAUGUGAUCGAAAUGACAGAUACGAGCGUGAUGACAAAAACGAGAGGAAUGGUAAGAGAAGCGAAAAUACAUACGACAAAGAAAUAAUAUACGAUCAAAUAUAUUCCACGCCUAGGAAGAAUAAACCAAGAUGUAUGGUUGUGUCAAAUUAUAAGGAUAAUUUGUUGAACUAUUUUGAGAACAUUUUGAAUAUCGAAAGUCAUGCAUUAAAUUUUAAGAGCAAAUGGUAUAUGCAUUUUUAUAGAAUUUGUUUAUAUAAUGAAAAGUUAUACAUUGCAGGGGAUCAUGGAAAACCUACAAAUAAUAAUGCAAAUGCAAAUAAAAAAAAUAUAGAUAAAUUAAUUGUUGAAUAUAAUGUAGAGGAAAUGUUGAGAAAAGUACAAAAUUUAAUGAUUAGAAAAUUAGAUUGUGAAAAUUUAUAUUAUCGAAAAAUUUUGGUAAUUGUUUGUUUACUUUUUGACUUCUUCCAUAAUAAGAAACAUGUGAAUAUAAAAACUUUGAGCCAUUUGGAAGGAGAGGAGGAAGAAGAAGAAGAAGAAGACAAGUCAGCUGAAAUGGCCAACGCUACAGAAAACGUACAAGGAGUAGAAAGGGUAGGAGAAGAUAAGCAACGAAACGAAAGAAAUAAUACUAAUGGAAAGAAAGCAACACAUGUGAAGAAAGAAUCUAAAAAAAGGUCUCGCACCACAUCUGCAGCUGCAUAUUCUUCAGAUUAUGGAGAUAAUGAGUAUAAUGAAAUGAACAAAGAAGAAAUAGCCACAAUCAGUCGUAGACACCACAACAAAUACGAGGAAGAAAAAGAUGCAGGUGGAGGAGGUGGAGUGAGAAGGAGGAGAAGAGAAGAUUCCAAACAUAAGAAUUUACAAAAUGUGAAUCAAAGGAAUUAUUAUAUAAUAGAAUUUAAAAAUAUAUUAUUUAAUGAAAAAAAAAAAUUCAAUAAUAUCGAAAUAUUUUAUCAUAUCACGAAUUUUAUUAUACAUAAAUAUUGGUACUCAUCAGAGUAUGCCAGAUAUAAUGUUUUCAUAUGGUUUUUAAAUUAUAUGAAUAAUAAAUUAGAAAUAAAAAAAUGCAUUAAUAAUAUAAAUGAGCAGUUAGAAAUGUUUAUUAACUUGCAUCCAAAAAUUUUCAACAUUUCUCACGCAAAGAAGAAGAGAAAGAAAAAUACACAUCAUAUGAGUGGCAGUAAUAGUCACAUUAUUGGACUUGGGGGAUGCAUCGCUGCAGAUAAGCACAAUAACAAUAUUGCAAGUAACGUUGCAAGUAACAUUGCAAGUAAUUAUACCCAGAAUGAUGAAAACAAUGAUGACGGGCAUAAUAAUCAUAGUCACUACUUUGAGAAUGGUGUUUUAGAUUACCCUAAUCUUAAAAACAGGUGUAGACAAGUGGGUGGUGGAUUCUCCGAUAUUACAAAUUUAGAAAAUAAGAACAAAUUAACAAAUAUUGAAAAUAUGAAUAAAAUGAAUAGUUUUAGUCACUUUGCAAACUCUGCAAACGCGAAUAGCAUAAGUAAUAUUGGUACUACCACACCAGGGAACAAUUUCAAUAACCCAUUUAAAGGAUUUGAUCAAAGUAAUAACAUAUUUAGUAGCAACAAGAAUAAUGAAAAUAGUCUGUUUAGGAAAAGCACUAACAGUCUAUCCAGUAACACUACUGCUCCAGCGUCUCUUUUUGGAGGGGGAGGGAGCUCCAUUAAUGGAACCUCUAUUAAUGGCUCUUCUAUUAACAAGAGUUCGAUUACGCAUAGUUUAAGUAAUAGUGAUGCACAAAAAAAUUCUGGUGCAUUUACUACUAGUCUGAACACGCAAGGUGUUUCAAAUGCUAGUGGGACCAACUCGAGUGCAAACAAUGCGCUCACGGGAAAUAUAUUCGGAAUGAGCAGCUUCCUAAGCAACGGCAGCAGUGGUAACAACAAUAGUGGUAACAACAGCAGUGGUAACAACAGCAGUGGUAACAACAGCAGCGGCAGCAACUUGAUCACCCCAAAUAAUAACAACAUUUCCAUCAAUUUGUUAAACAAUUCAUCGAAUAAAACAUCUAGCAUUUUUGGUUCCCAAAAUAGUACCACAUCUAACACGUCAAGUAUGAAUUUAUCUGGAAGCAGCAACAACCGAAUUUUUGGUUUCGACAAAAGUACUCCAAGUACUAAUCUCUUUGGAAAUGCUGCUGUAAUGAAUCAAAAUAAAAAUGUUUUUUCCUUUGGCAGUAAUAACCAAAUAGGGAAUACAGAUAAAGACAAGUUUCAGUUAGGUUCUUCCACCACAAAGACAUCUAUCUCUUUCAUUAAUCAGAAGAAUAAAGGAGAGUCGUCGUCCUUUUCUCCGUUGUCAGGUGGGAGUUGGAGUGCUAAUGCUACGGGUAUGAGAACAUUUGGUGUGCUUAACAGCACAACUGGAGAAAGCAGUGGAAAUUUGAUGAACAAUAACACUAAUAAUGUGUUAUUAAAACCGAGUUCAGGUUUCCAAAAUGGCUUAGGUCAACAAAAGGAAAGUCUUUUUGGUGGUUCUAAGACGAAUGAAAACAUUUUCAAUAGUAGCAACUCGGUAUCGGCAUCAGGCCAAGCUAACAUUUUUGGAACACAACUUAACAGCAGCACGAAUCAGAGCCCAUUUAGUAAAUCAUCAACUAUUUUUCCCAGCAGUAUUGGAGGUAAUAGCGGUGUCAAUAGCGGUGUCGGUAUUGGAGGGAAUGUUGAUAGGAAUCUGAGCAGGAAUCUUGGACUAAAUAAUGUAAAUCUCGGGAGUAACAGCACGAGCAGCAAUAGUGGAGGCAUAACCUUUGGAUCCAGUUUGUCAAAUAGUGCAAGUUUGAAAAUUGGGAGUAACAUGUCUCAAAUGAAUUCAAAUAUGUCACCAUUUCAGUCGAUAAACACAACACAGAAUACAAACAAUUUAGCGAAUUUUUUUAAUAGUGAAAAUGGUUCUAAGGAAUUAUUUAAAGACUUAAAAUUAUCCAAUGACACGGGUCCUAAAUUUACAGUUAAUAAGAAACCAUUAUUUUCCAAAAGAGUAAAGAACAGUACACUACUAACAACUAAUAACACGCUAAAUCAAGAAAAUAAUAUAUUUAGCUCAACAUAUAUGAACAAAGAUAGUUUAUUAAACAGCCAAGAUAAACCGCUCAAGGUUAUAUUUGGACAAAACAAAAUUAACGGGAAUAUGGAUGGUUCUAACACAUCUGGCACUAAUAAUACGUCAAAUGUGAGCAGUGGUAAUUUGUUUAAUACUGCAAAUUCUAACAGUAACAAUAAUAUUUUUGGCAUCGGGUCUCGAACAACAACAACUGGUAUAGACACAGGAGGGGUUAUGGAAAACGUAUCUGAUAGUAAUAAAAACAAAAUAAACAAUAUGUUUAAUCAAGAGAACAAUCAAAUGACAAAUAAAGUUAUAUUCAAUGCAGCAGCAUCAAAUAGAAUUGAACAGAAAAAUAAUUCGAUAACUUUUGGAAACCUGAGUAAUAAUAAUUUGUUUGGAAAUAGUAUGGUUAAUCCGUUUCACAGUAGCACAAAUAAUAUUUUUGUACAUAAUCAGACAUGUGUAAAUUCAAACAGUAAUAACAACACCUUUGGAAAUAAUCCUUUUUUUAGUUCAACUGAUGAUAAUAAAAAUGAUACAAAUAACAACAAUUCGAAUUUAUGUAUCCCUGUAAAAAAAUUAACUUUAGAAGAGAGAAAAAGAAAAACAGCGAAAAACAAUAUGUUAUCACUAUUUUCAAAUAAUAAAAUGAAUGCUCCAGAUAUGAAUAAUUCAACCGAGUUAUUCUCAUCAACAACAUCUAUGUCGAAUAAUAACCUGUUCAGUAAUAAAAAUGACAGCAAGGUUAAUACAUUUAAUUUUAACAACUCCUCAACGGGUAGUGAUAAUAAGCCAAUAACUACUACCACUUCCACGUCUACCUCCUCUGUCUUAUCGGGUGUUAACACGAAUUCCCUUUUUUCUUUGAACAAAGAUAGUAAUAGCAAUAUUGGAACUAACACAAAUCAGGUUAAUUGGGGUGACACAAAAGGAUCCAUAUCUGAAUCCUCUGGGAAUUUAUUAAAAAGUCUGGAAAACAAAGCGGAUGUUGAUUCUACAUCGAACGUUGCAACAGUUGUCACUGCAGAGAAUGUGAGUAGGGACGAUAAUAAGGAUAGCCCAUCAUUGAAGACGUUGACAGGUAGUAACAACAAUGGCAAGACCAUCGUGGAGACAGAUUUGAAGACAGAUUUGAAGACAGAUUUGAAAUUAGAUUUGAAGACAGAUUUGAAAUCAGAUUUGAAAUCAGAUUUGAAGACAGAUUUGAAGACAGAUUUGAAGACAGAUUUGAAGACAGAUUUGUUUGUCCUGAGUACAAAUAUGAAUGAGGAAAAAAACAAAAGCACGGCAGUUGAAGAGAAGCAAAAAGAAACAAACACUUUUGGAAUCCAAAAUGUUAAAAACGAAGAAAAGAAUGAUCUAAAAAAUGAAGAGAAAAAUUAUAUAACAGAGAAAGAUAAGGGAAAUAACAAAAUAGAUACAGAAAAUGUAAAAGAUACAUUUAAAGGAUUUGGAAAUUUAAUUUUUAGCAAGACUUCUUUAACGAAUAAAGAAACAAAGGGGGAGAAAGAGGAGGACACUGCUGAUUCAUCAUUAUUCCACUUUGGUAAUAAAAAAGUGGAUGAAAAAAAGAGUUCUAUUUUUUCCUUUCAUUCUCAAGAGAAUAAAGAAGAUAGAAGUUCUACCCCUCUUUUUGGUUUUCCUAGCAAAACUUCUUCCUUUAACGAAUUGCACAGCAAAGAAGAAAAAAGCAAAACCUCCAUUUUUUCUAUUAAUGAAAAUAAUAAACAAAACGAAAAUGGUCUCGCACAAUCUGAGAGUUCCAAUAUGUUUAUGUUGAACCCCACAAACUUUGGCUCCAAGAGUAACUUUAUUGAUGGAAGUGGUGGCACAAAUUCACGUCCGAAUAAUUUUCUUUCCAAUAAUCUGUUUUCUGAUAAUCCACUUUCGAAUAAUAGUCCUAACAACAACAACAACAACCAAUUCAGCAUUGGAAACUUGAACGAACCCAAACUAAGUGAACACAUAAAUUAUGAUGAUGUAAAAAAUAGAAAGAGAAGGAGGAACAUCGAUAUGGAUGAAAAGGAUGAAUUAUUUGGAGCUAGCACUUUGAAGGAGAGGAGUUUUAUGGGAGAAAAUGAUCAAUGGAUUGGAACCUCUAAGAAUUGUCAAAGUAGUAUGCAUAAAUUGAAUGUGCUAGGUGAACACAAUGUGCACCAUAUUGAUGAGUGUAAAAAUGAUGAUCGUAUUGGUGAUGAGAGUCUAUUUUUUAAAAAAAGUAAAGUAGGGAAUGCAUUAAAUGAUACAAAAAAUAUUUUGAACACAUUAAAAUUUGAUAAUAUCCCAAGUAAGGAUGUUUUAAGUGCAUCUUUAAAUGAAAAAAAUAUAAAUUCAAGUGGUAAUAAUUUAAUAGAAAAGGAUGUAUUAAAUGGGAAAAAUGUAUCCUUGUGGAAUAAUGAAGAAACUAGUAGUCCAUUUAAAAAUAACAUUUUUAAUUUUGGGACUAGUUCAUUGAACGAUAAAAAUAAUACUAGUUCCAUGCAAAUGGUGUCAAAUGAAGUAAAUAAAAAUUCAAACUUUAUUAACAACAAUAAUAAUGACACAAAUUUUUAUCAUAACAAUAUUUCAAACAAUCAGGUAUCGAUAGAAAUGAAUAACACAACUGAUGAGAAAAAUAAUGACACAAUGAAAGAAUCACAGUCACAAUACCUAGUUUCUAUGAAGCAUAAGGAAAACAUGUUUUGUAAUAAUCAAAUCAAUAGGAUGGUGAGAGAAAGAGAAGAUGAACUAUCUAAUUAUGAAAAAUUAAGAUUGAAUAAUUAUCUAAUGCAUGAAGUGCAAGAUGAUGCAAACAGUAGUCAUAUUUUGACAAAUGAAUUAAAAGAAAUGAAAGGUAUAAAAAAAGAAAACAUCAUAGUGACAGAUAAAAAAAGUAUGGAUAGAAUUGUAGAGUAUAAUAAAAAAAUAUCUUUUGAUGAUAUAGAAGUAGAUUUAGAUAAAGAUAUUAUCGAUUUAAAUGAUCUUAGAAAGAAUUUAUUUUUAUGUGUUUUAAAUUUUCAUUUAAAUUAUUGGGCAGAAAAGGUUAUUUUAUUUUAUCCGCAUAAUGAAAAAAUUAAUAAAUAUUGUAACAAAAUUAUGAGAAUUAAAAAUGAAUUUGAUGAAACAUACAAUUUUAAUUUAUUUGAAGAAAUACAUUUAUUAUCCAGAAAAUUAUUAAAAAAGCUAGAUAGAAAUUGUUGUAUAUACGAAAGUGUUUUAUUUCUAUCAGCUGAAAAUUUAUAUGUUUUAAAAAAUGCUAAAUUAUCUCUCUUCGAAGCUUUUAAUAUCUAUCAUUUUUGGUAUCAAAAAAAUACCCUAGAUGUAAAAAAAAACUUUCAAAAUUUUAUGUACACAAAUAAAAUAUACCCUUCCUAUUUGAACUAUUAUAUGAAUUUAUACAAAAAUUACAAGUCAUUUAAUUAUAAAUGUUCUGAAAUCAAUGGAGAAACGCAGUAUAAAAUUAAAACUACGAAUAACACUACAAAGAUGAAAAUGAAGCAAAAAAAUAAGACCCCUCUAUACAUGAGAGAAGCAGAGACAAAGGGAGAUUACGGGGCCACUCAUAGUUCCAUUCAUAAUGAAAAUAAAUCACCUCAGAAGGAGGAAGAAAAUCACAAUUCAGCAGAAAGUUAUAAGCAUCAACAACGGAUAGACUCAUCGCAGGAGUCUGAUAAUUGUUUGUUUAAUAAGGAUAAAGCAAAAGAAGGACAGAAAGCAGAAUACUGUGAUGAUAGCAACAGAGAAAAGAAUGGAUAUCAAGAGAGGCAAGUAGACCAUGAAAGCACGUGUCGAAGUGGUAGCCGUGACGGGAAUAACAGUACUGAAGACAGCAAUGAGAAUAGCGAUCAAUAUAGUGACGAGGAUAGUGAUGAGGAUAGUGAUGAGGAUAGCGAUGAGGAUAGUGGUCAAGAUAGCGACGAGGAUAGUGGUCAAGAUAGCGACAAGGAUAGUGGCCAAGAUAGCGACAAGGAUAGUGGCCAAGAUAGCGACAAGGAUAAUGGCCAAGAUAUCGACAAGGAUAGUGACAGAAAUGGUGAUAACUGUAGUGACAAUAACAAUAACAAUAAUAGGUUAAGCAAAAAUAGAAAUCGUAGAAAACAUCGCAAGGGAUGUCGGAGUAAACGUGGGCUGAGAAGACACUCGGAGGGGAAAGGAAAGACAAAGAAGAAAAAGAGUAACUACAAAGAGAACAGCCUGAUUGAUAUUCUGAACUCGAACAGCAGUGAUGUAUCUGACGUUAUGGACAACAGUUUCAAAGAAGAACCAUUUAACGCACACAUAAAGGAAAAAUAUAUUUAUCUAUCAAAAGGAAAGAAAAGAAAAAACAAAUUGUUACUUCCAUCACAUAUAAGAAUAAAAAAACUGAGUGCAUGUGAAUGUAUAUUACUUGAAUUGAUUUUAAAAAACGAUAUACUGAAUGUUUUGAAGAAGUAUAAAAUUUUUAAAACAGAAAAGUAUGAAUAUUUGUAUGUAAAUCUAAUAGCAAUGUUAAAGCAUUACAAUUAUUUUUCAGUAGAUAAAGAAAAUGAAACAAGAAAGAGCAACACUUGUAAUAAUGUAAGUAUAAAUCCUUCGAACUUAAGUGAUGGUCGUCGCCCAGGUUCUUCAAUGGGAAUUGAAAAUGGCACAAAAUCUAUGAUAGAUGGAUCAAACAAAAUAAAUAAUGAACUAAGAAAAUUAAGCAACCAUUUGAAUAGCAAUUGUGGUGGAAACGCAAAGAAUGAUAAAAUUAAUAUUUUAAAGAAAAUAUGCGAUAAAAAUUUGUUAUAUUAUAUAAAUAUGCAAUUAAAAAACAUUUCGCAUUUAAUAAAUUUUAAUGAAAUAGAAAUAGCAUUUGUAUAUUUAAAUCAUAUAAAAAAUAAUUUAUUUGUCAUGUUUCAAAUGCCUAUUUUAUUGUAUAACACUCUGUUUGACAGAAUUAUAAACUCAUAUAAUGAUUAUAUUAUUCUUGAAAAUUUUUUUAACAAUUCAUGUCUUUAUAACGAUUUCAGAUAUGAAUACAUUUUCAAAACAAAAGUUGCAUAUAUGCUUAUGAAGAAAUUUUAUUUUACAGACGAUAUAGAAAAUUGCAUUAAAUUUGCUUUAUAUUUUGAAAAUUGUAGAACAAAAGCACCAAGAAAUAAUAUAUACAAUGAUUAUAUAUUUCAUAAAAACUUAAUAAAUGCGUACAUUAAUGUACAUGAAGAUAUUGUUCCUGAAGAAUGGAUACAAGCACAGAAUUCUAUUAAUAGCGAGUUAAGUGAUCUUAACGAUUCAGAAUAUUUGGAUUACUACUCCUUUUUCUUUAAAGACAUAUCCAAAUACAUCAAGUUCCACAUUAUGCAGAAAAUUAUAACUGGCAAUAUAUUCAGUUUACUCAAGCAGGAUUAUAGUAAUUCAGAAGAGAAGAAACGUUUCAAUGGAAAUGAAACCAGUUUAAGUAAUACAGCCAUGGUUGCUAAUACUGAAGAUAACAGGAACACUGAUGAGAGUAAGAGUGGUGAAGAUAGAUUCGCAUGCUAUUUCGUGUACAUGGUGAAUAAGUCCAUACUCGAUGACUUGGCCAAUAUUUACUCCUCAAAGGGAGAAUAUUUUUACAAGAGAAUUUCAUCUACUCUUAUUAAUAACUCAUUUAUAAAAGAUUACGAUAAGAUAUACAAUAAACACUUCCACAUGUAUGUACAGGUGGCAAACAUAAACAACUUUAUGAAAACAAAUUUUUUUGAAUAUAUAAAUUUUUUUAAAAAAAAGGAAUUGUAUCAUAUUGAUAAAGCAAAAAAUGAAGAUGAAAUUAUGGAAAAUUUAGUAAAUGUUAUAAAAAUAAAUGGGAAAAAAAUUAUAGUAGUAAUCAACAUGCUAGUUGAAAUAAUUACAAAAAUUGAAAAAAAUAUAAUAAAAAAUGUUAAUAGUUUUAUAACCAUAAAUCUAAGAAAUUUAAUCAUAGACACAUUUUAUUUAUUUAAGUACAUUUUUAACAAUAAAGAAUUUUCUCUAAAUCUUGUUGAAGACUUAUACAGGAAUGUCGUCAUUUUUAAUGAUAUAAUUAAUUCCACCAUUUCAGACGAUGUGCAUUACUAUCCCAAGGAGCAAAUAAAAGAAUUGUACACAUUUAUAAGACAUAAAUUUACCAAUCAAAAUUUAAUCACUUGA
Plasmodium gonderi is the source of this 9228-nucleotide messenger RNA. RefSeq lists its product as hypothetical. The record is from RefSeq and is a predicted model, not a curated record. Bases 1 to 9228 code for a protein of 3075 amino acids. The transcript has a single exon. NCBI's taxonomy places the organism in Eukaryota, Apicomplexa, Aconoidasida, Haemosporida, Plasmodiidae.